AUGGGCGUUGUCCGGCUAGCGAUCUGUAUAGGAGGGGUGUACGCGGCGUUCCUCCUUUGGGCUGUCGCGCAAGAACGGUUGUCCACACCCUUCCCUUCGACCGCAUCUUCAUCUUCGAAAGGCGGGCAUCCCAGUUCUGGAUCGUCAGAAGGGGACCGCUUCCCCUCCCCUUUAUUCCUCAACUACGCCCAAUCCCUUGCCUCCUGUCUCUCCGCCCUCACCUACCUACUCUUCAACGGCUGGCGCUCGGGCACUCUCUCUAGAGAUGGAUUAUGGGAGGUCCUGGUGUCGCCCAUGCCGAAUGGGGCCGCACAGAAAGAGAGAAUAGGGGUGGAUGGGAAGGCGGUAUCCGAGGGGUUGAGGAUGGAGAAGAAGGAGACUGUCGAUGAGCAGGCAGCGAGGCUACGGAGAUCACUGCCGGCUCUGCUUCUUCAGGUGUCGACGUUCCAGACUAUUGCUGGGCCGAUCGGAUUCCUGGCGUUGAGGCAUAUCUCUUUUCCGACUAUGGUGCUGGGCAAGUCCUGCAAACUCAUCCCCGUCAUGCUCCUUAACGUACUCCUAUACCGCCGCCGCUUCUCAUCGCACAAAUACGUCGUCGUCGCGCUCGUCACCGCCGGUAUAUCAAUAUUUAUGCUGCUAGCGCCAAAGAAGGCAGGAAAGGGAGGUGGAUCAGAUAGUGCAUGGGGACUAUCGCUACUUUUGUUCAAUCUGAUGGUGGACGGCCUGACCAACUCGACGCAGGACCAAAUCUUCACGCUCUAUCCCCACUACACCGGACAACAAAUGAUGUUUCACAUGUCACUACUUGCUCAGCUUAUCCUCCUCCCCCUCAUGCUCCUCCCGCUACCCUCAUCGCCACUCUCUCUCCUCCCCCGCCUCCCCAUCAUCGCAUCCUAUCUCCCACCACCCUCUCUCGAUGCACAUCUCGCCCUCGCCCCUCCUGCCGCGGUAACAUCGAUCAACUUCCUCAUCACCCAUCCAACAGCCCUAGCGCCUCUGCUCGCAUAUGCACUACUAGGCGGUCUCGGUCAACUCUUCAUAUUCGAGACAAUCCAGCAUUUCGGCAGUCUGACAUUGACAAUGGUCACGGUCACUCGGAAGCUGUUUACGAUGCUGCUCAGCGUGCUGGUGUUUGAGCACAAGCUAUCGUUGGGGCAGUGGGUGGGCGUCGGAGUUGUGUUUGCGGGGAUAGGUGUAGAGGCGGGUGUGAAGCGGAGAGAGGUCAUGCGGUCUUCCAGAAGAGCUAGAAGAAGCUAG
Dioszegia hungarica is the source of this 1257-nucleotide messenger RNA. Its product is annotated as putative UDP-galactose transporter. The transcript has 5 exons. Lineage: Eukaryota; Fungi; Basidiomycota; Tremellomycetes; Tremellales; Bulleribasidiaceae. The record is from RefSeq and is a predicted model, not a curated record. Gene Ontology annotation, cellular component: Golgi membrane; endoplasmic reticulum membrane. Gene Ontology annotation, molecular function: UDP-glucose transmembrane transporter activity; UDP-galactose transmembrane transporter activity. The coding region runs from base 1 to 1257 and encodes 418 amino acids. Gene Ontology annotation, biological process: UDP-galactose transmembrane transport.